Messenger RNA from Kwoniella botswanensis, 1269 nucleotides. RefSeq lists its product as uncharacterized. Bases 1 to 1269 code for a protein of 422 amino acids. The transcript has 10 exons. Lineage: Eukaryota; Fungi; Basidiomycota; Tremellomycetes; Tremellales; Cryptococcaceae. Gene Ontology annotation, molecular function: chondroitin hydrolase activity. Gene Ontology annotation, biological process: polysaccharide catabolic process. The record is from RefSeq and is a predicted model, not a curated record.
AUGUCGAACCUCACUGAAGCUGUACCAGAGCUCUACGAUCCUGCUUUGUCCGUCAAAGUCGUGGAAGUAGCUAAGAAGUACGAUACGGAUCCCAAUGGACCACCACCAAGUCGGACACCAGAGUAUACAGUACCAGGUGGACCAAACAGCUAUCACUGCUCGAAAAAUGUGACUGCUUGGACACAAGGGUUCUUUCCUGGUACAUUAUGGCUCCUAGCUGAACGUGCCGACCUAGACCCCUCGUCCAUCGACAAGCAUUACUCCAAAGAAGAGUUAAUCAAGUUAGCCAGGAGAUGGCAAGCGGACUUCAAGUACCAAGCUAGACCAAGUCCGAAUCAUGAUCAGGGGUUUAGGUUCCAGCUUUCUUAUGGCAAAGACUACGCUAUGACGGGUGAUGAGGAGGCGAAGAAGGUUCUGAUCGAUGCUGCUGAGAGUUUGGUGGAUAGGUACAGUCCAACGGCAGGAUGCAUUAGGAGCUGGGAUUCAAUGACAAGUGUCAAAGACGGAUAUAAAUAUACGAAAGAAAAGAAAGAUGAACAUUAUUUGGUCAUUAUAGAUAAUAUGAUGAAUCUCGAUCUCCUGUAUGAAGCUACAAAAUUAACAGGAGACGAAAGAUAUGCAAACGUAGCGAAUCAUCAAGCUGAAAAGUCCCUCAUCUCACAUGUUCGGAAAGAUUAUACGACCUAUCACGUAGCCAACUUUGAUCAGAAGACAGGAUUACCUAUUGAGCUAAGGACCGCACAGGGUUAUGCGGAUGAUAGUGUUUGGUCGAGAGGUCAGGCCUGGGCUAUAUAUGGGUACGGUCAAUGUGCAUUGAGAACAGGAAGACAAGAUUUCAUUGAUACUGCUCGAAAACUCACCGACGUGUUCAUUUCACUUCUCGGUCCUACAGGUGUUCCAGAAUGGGAUUUCAAAGCUCCUAAGCCAUGUCCUUAUGACGCCUCUGCCGCUACAAUCACAGCAGUCGGUAUGAUCUGGUUAUACAAAUUACUCUUACCUACAGACAAAGACGCGGCUGAGGCAUACUUGAACCGAGCUAUCAAACUUGUUCAAGAUACGGUCAGAGAAUGCUUGACUCCCACUGCUACACUGAAGGAAAAUGGGGAAGUCGAUUUUGGAAAAGACGGAUGGGAGACCAUACUACAGCACUCUACCAUUGUUGGAAAUCCAGCUUCAAAUCGGCAAAUCAUGGAUCAUGGUCUAGUCUACGCCGAUUAUUAUCUGGUCGAAUUCUCCAACGAGCUCCUGAAGAUCCAGCAAGGGAAAUGA